Messenger RNA from Suncus etruscus (white-toothed pygmy shrew), 1873 nucleotides. It is a transcript of the gene NECTIN4, whose product is annotated as nectin cell adhesion molecule 4. Gene Ontology annotation, cellular component: adherens junction. Lineage: Eukaryota; Metazoa; Chordata; Mammalia; Eulipotyphla; Soricidae. The record is from RefSeq and is a predicted model, not a curated record. The coding region runs from base 177 to 1706 and encodes 509 amino acids. Gene Ontology annotation, biological process: homophilic cell-cell adhesion; heterophilic cell-cell adhesion. The transcript has 10 exons.
CAACAGCGGGAGAGCAGAGUGGGGUGAGGGCCCCCGGCCGGACCUCUGGGAGGCAGCAGGAAGAGGCCUGAGUGCCCUGGAACCUCCUGCCUGCGGGCCGUGGCCGCCCCUGCCGCUGCUCCGGCUCCCAGGGAGACGCCUGGACUCCGGCAACCCUGGUCAGCACUGCCUGCCCCAUGGCCCGGCCCCUGGGAGCCGAGAUGUGGGGGACUGAAGCUCCCGUGCUGCUGCUGCUGGUGCUGGGGAGCUUUGAGGGCCGCUGCCCCGCGGGCGAGCUGGAGACAGCGGACGUGGUAGCCGUGCUGGGUCAGGAUGCCCGGCUGCCCUGCUUCUACCGAGGGGACCCCGAGGAGCGCGUGGCUCAGGUGGCCUGGGCGCGGCUGGACGCGGACGAGGGCGCGCGCGAGCUGGCGCUGCUGCACUCGGAGUACGGGCUGCACGUGGGCGCCGCCUACGAGGGCCGCGUGGAGCAGCCGGAGGACCCGCGAAGCCCCCUGGACGGCGCCGUGCUGCUGCGGAACGCGGUGCAGGCGGACGAGGGCGAAUAUGAGUGUCGCGUCAGCACCUUCCCCGCCGGCUCCUUCCAGGCACGUCUGAGGCUGCGAGUGUUGGUGCCCCCUCUGCCCUCCCUGAACCCGGGGCCAGCGCUGGAAGAGGGCCAGGGCCUGACACUGGCAGCUUCAUGCACCGCCGAAGGCAGCCCGGAACCCAGUGUGAGCUGGGACACGGCAGUCCGGGGCUCACAAUCCAACCGCUCCUUUAAGCACUCACGUUCAGCUGCUGUCACCUCCGAAUUCCGACUGGUGCCGAGCCGCAGUAUGAACCAACAGCCGCUUACUUGCGUGGUAUCCCACCCAGGGCUGCUGCAAGACCAGAGAAUCACUCACAUCCUCCAUGUGGCCUUCCUGGCUGAAGUGUCGGUGCGGGGCCUGGAAGACCCGAAGCUGUGGCAGUUGGGACAAGAAGGAGCUUCCCUCAAAUGCCUGAGUGAAGGGCAGCCACCACCCACCUACAACUGGAGCCGGCUGGAUGCGCCCCUGCCCAGAGGCGUGCAGGCCGAAGGAGCCACCCUGACCUUCCCAGCGCUGACCACAGAACACAGUGGCACCUAUGUCUGUCAUGUCAGCAACAGAGUCUCCUCCAGGGAUGCCCAGGUGUUGGUGGAGGUGGCAGAGCCUCAGGAUGAGCCCGGGAAGCAAGUGGACCUGGUGUCGGCAUCAGUGGUGGUGGUGGGCAUCAUCGCCGCUCUCUUGCUCUGCCUCCUGGUGCUUGUGGUGGUCCUCAUGUCGCGCUACCACCGCCGAAAAGCCCAGCAGAUGACCCAGAAGUUUGAGGAGGAACUGACGCUGACCCGGGAGAAUUCCAUUCGGAGGCUGCAUUCCCACCACUCAGACCCCAGGAGCCAGCCGGAGGAGAGUGUAGGGCUGAGAGCAGAGGGCCACCCCGAUAGUCUCAAGGACAACAGUAGCUGUUCUGUGAUGAGUGAGGAGCCUGAGGGCCGGAGCUAUUCCACGCUGACCACCGUGAGGGAGAUCGAGACACAAACGGAGCUGCUGGCUCCCAGUGUGGUACGACCAGAGGACGAGGACGAGCAGGAUGAAGGCAUCAAGCAGGCCAUGAGCCACUUCGUGCAGGAGAAUGGGACACUGAGAGCUAAGCCCACAGGCAAUGGCAUCUACAUCAAUGGCCGUGGGCACCUGGUCUGACGGAGUCCCUCACCCUGUCACCUGCUGCUCUUGGGCUCUCUGUACCCCGUUUCCCCAGGACACUGUUUCUCCCUUUACUUCCAGCCCGAGUUGGACCACGGGCGGGUUCCCCUGGCCACAGAGGCCCUCCUGGACAUGUAUGUGUGUGUGUAUGUGUGUGUGUGUGU